Cladophialophora immunda is the source of this 3733-nucleotide messenger RNA. RefSeq lists its product as hypothetical. Lineage: Eukaryota; Fungi; Ascomycota; Eurotiomycetes; Chaetothyriales; Herpotrichiellaceae. The coding region runs from base 1019 to 2752 and encodes 577 amino acids. Gene Ontology annotation, biological process: intracellular signal transduction. The transcript has 2 exons. The record is from RefSeq and is a predicted model, not a curated record.
ACGGUUGUCAAGGUCCAAGUCUUCACCUCCUCUUACUGUCCUUCGUACAUCUUCAUCUUCAAUCCUAUCCAACCAUCUUCUCUGUCCUCCACUGUGAAUCAAUCUACCUUCUUGAAUAAGAAUUCAGUCUUAGCAUAGUCCACGUCCAUCGUAUCGCCCCCCCCAGCCAAAUACGAUCUCCGGCAGAUCGCCUUUUACGUUACUUUUACCAAACGCAAACAAGGAGAAGGAGAAGGGGAAAGACAGAGAGGGAAAAAAAAAGAGAAACCCUCCGCGCCUCCAUCAUUCUCGCCACCUCAUCAAAUUCGGACUCCUGUUGUACAGCUCUCCAUCUCUCAUCUCAGAUUUGACCCAGCCCUGGUUCAGACAAUACUCAGACAAGCUGCCCUACCACCAGCGAUACUUGUUUCGAUCGUGGCUCCAUCGUCGCUCGUUACGAGGGGAGUUGAGCACUAGCUUUCCCCCUUUGGAGGGCCAUUGAGGCAAUCCUUGAGACCAACAGGCUGUCGAAGAUCACUUCCAGUUGCACGUCUUCGAAAGGUGUCCGGCGUUUUCGCCAAAUCGUGCGCCUAACUCGAUCUGCCCUCCUUCGCCCUGUCAGCACGCUCCUGGCGGGCCUCGCUCAGCACACACUUACGGAGGACACAAGACACUCUGGGUAGUGGGCGACGGGGUCGUAAGUGGCCCGGAGCGAACUCUUCUCGAAUAAUUACAUCCUUACCCACUCUCAACCCUGGUGACCCUGCCCUCCCACUACCCCCCCUGCCAGGGCCACCGAGCCCAGGACCUUGCUUAGCCUGCGGCUUAAGUGGCUCCACUAUCCUCGUGGUCUCGUGGUGAGCAAUCCCGGCUCUUCGUGGGUCGUGGGUUGCGCCCCGUUGGUGUUUCUGCCACACUACUACGUCGACCGCCAGUCCUGCUCCUCUGGCCCUCUGAAAUCGCCCAGUACGAGGGCGAUGCUGUGCGGAACCUGUCCAAAUCCUGAGCAUCUUUACCCGCAUGAUUUCCAGUCUUCUCCAUGCCCGAGCCAACGGAUGUGUCAGUGAACGACUCUAUGACUUCGGCGCCUGUUCCAAAUUUACCUGCCCAAGUCGUUUCGCCUGAUAUCGCCCACGAUUCCUCUUCCGCCUCGACUACUUCGCCUCGUACCGACUCUACUCGCCCACCGCAUCACCACCACACCAGUUCAACCAGCCUCAACCAAAGCAAGAGUCGACGGUCGCUGGCAUCUUUGGCACGCGAGAAGACAUCUAACGCCUUCGCAAACCUGGCCUCCCUGGGCACAAGUUCCACACCAAGUCUGCGCUCGGCAACCUCGUCAGGAAGUCUUUCCAAACAGCCUGCCGCUUCCAGCGUCCCACGACCAAGUCUUCCGCGCUCACCAACGUCGCCAGAAUUGCUGGUGGCGGCACAGUCGCGGAGAACGAGCGGAGUUCCCCUUCCAGUCCAAGAAUCGAGAAACAGCACGACGGUCCCAUCAAUGCCGAACCAGGACAGGAAAGAUGGGAAAAUGCACCAGACGUCUUCCAAGAUAUUGCGCAUGACCGACGAUGAGCGACCCUUUACCCGGGACUUUCAAGACUUAUUCGCCACCCUCAUUACCAGCCUGCCACUCACCCCUCACCGGGUCAGGUUCUCGAGGGUCGAAGAGACGUUCUUGUCAGAAGAGGCCAUCACCAAUCUCGGCUCUCUGAAAUUCUCUCAAUCCAAUCGCAUACCUGACCCGAAGAACCCAUCAAGAUGGGUCGUCACAACAACGACGACAACCUUUUCCAUGGCCAAGGAAAUGGCUCGCUCGGUGUGCCAGCGGUUUGUGGAUGCGCGGCUGAUCGAAUCUGCCGAAUCCAAAGGGAACAACGUCUUUGUGACCAAGGGUGGCGUGUGGCAACUGACACCCAAAGGCUCUGCCACUCUACAUAGGUUCUGCAGUCGGAAUGGAAUCAAUGCCCGGCAUAUCGAGCCUAUACUACGGCGAAACCAGAUGCAGAUGGUAUCUCUGGAAAGGGACCCGGCCACCGACAAGCUUGUACAGGACAGGCCGACGAUUGAGAUCAUAUUCCGCAGAUUCAUGGGUUCAGAGGGUCCUAACCUGAAGAGUUCAACAUCCUUGUCAGACUCUGAUUCCGUGUCUGAGUAUGCUUCGGGACUUGUGGGUGUCAAGAUGGCCAAGGAACGAAGAGUGUUGGACAAACUGGUGAAUAACAGCUUCACUGGCAAAGCAGCAUCCGACUGGUUACUCGAUUGUUGCACGACUAUUGAUCGCAGGGAAACCUACGAGAUGGCGGAACUGUUUGUGAAGUGGCAGUUGAUGGCUCCGGUCGUGGAAGACCGAGCAUAUAUCCGCUUGAACCCGAUGGCCACGUACUUCCAACCCACCAAGUAUGCGAUCUACACGAUUACAGAGAGGGGACAACGGGUCUGCGGCUGGCUUGCACGGCCCGCGAGCAUUGACAGUGAAGAUAGCCGGGAUACGAAAGAUCACAAAAGCCGACUUGCUAGGGACUCCAAUGUCAGCCGAUUGAACGUGAUCCUGCAAGAUGCCGCCCUGCGGCUGCUCUUCAAAGAGUUUCUUAGGCAGUCACUCUGCGAGGAGAAUUUGCAAUUCUAUUUCGACGUGUCGGACUUCACCAGCAAUUAUCGAAGUCUCGAGAAGUCUGGAAAGCUGGACCGUCCUGAGGCUGUCAGGGAGACCCUUGCUGCUGCAUAUGGUAAGUUGGUCGAGGCUGCUUACUCCCCAAUCUUCCCUGGCUGAUCGGUCUAGGUCUCUACAACUCAUUUCUUGCUUCCGGGGCACCAUCCGAGCUCAACAUCGACCAUUCGCUACGGAACCGUCUCGACUCGCGAAUGAUCCGCACCAAUACUGAUGAUGAGUCUAUGCGUGAGAGUCUCGACGAAGUGGUCGACCUAUUUGAGCUUGCCCAGAGCGCCGUCUUCAAACUGAUGGCUAGCGAUUCUGUACCCAAAUUCCUCCGAGAUCCCAGGCACGCCGCGGUCCUUCGAGAUCACGAAAUCGACUUGAUCGGCUCGAACCGUGCAAUGUCACCCGCACCCGACCGGACCGUCAGUCGGUCGAAUACUCGAUCAUAACCUUUCUCCUUCCAUGAAUCUUUAUCGACGCCGACUUCGAAACAGGCCCGUCCGAGAGGUCCACGCUGAUUUCAGCGACAUCAUUUUUCAAAACCACAUUCUAAUGUGAUGAAUAUACGAAUUUAGAAUCUGUGGUACGGAUUCGUUGUACAAAAACGUCAUUACCUCAUUGCGGGCGAAGCUGGGGUGACCUUGCACGAGCAUGUCCAUGAGUCUCGCGAUUUGUCUUGUUGCGAGAAUAGAAUGAUUCUUAUUUCGGCAGUGUACUGCCACAUCUGUUGCAUACAAUCAUGUACAGGUCCUGCAUAGCGUGGUCGAAGGGGUGGCUGUGUGUUCUUUUUCUUACAACCGGGCAUAGCUUCAGGGGCGUGAGCACUCCAUUCUGCAUUUGCAUUGGAAAGAUACCCCUGCGGAGGACGCAAAUAAAGUGUGGAUAGGGAGGAGAGACGAGACAUCGAUGGGAUCGAGGUUAUCGAAGACAGUGAAUGGCUGAGCAAUGCGGAGGAGGAGGCUCGACACCUUGGUCGCUGGGUGCUUAAAGGCGUGGCUGUGGAUAGCUGUGUUGGAAACCACCAGGAGAUGGACUGAUCUUUCAAGAUAUUGCAGAAUAUGAACGUCUGUCCAACCACCUUCAGUUAUUCUCGUG